AUGGAGAGAGACUCGCCAGACUGCCCACCACACAUGGAGAGAGACUCGCCAGACUGCCCACCACACAUGGAGAGAGACUCGCCAGACUGCCCACCACACAUGGAGAGAGACUCGCCAGACUGCCCACCACACAUGGAGAGAGACUCGCCAGACUGCCUACCACACAUGGAGAGAGACUCACCAGACUGCUCACCACACAUGGAGAGAGACUCACCAGACAGACUGCCCACCACACAUGGAGAGAGACUCGCCAGACAGCCCACCACACAGAGACUGCCCACCACACAUCGCCAGACUGCUCACCACACAGAGAGAGACUCGCUCACCACACAUGGAGGGAGACUGCCCACCACACAUGGAGAGAGACUCGCCUACCACACAUGGAGAGACUGCCCACCACACAUGGAGAGAGACUCGCCAGACUGCCCACCACACAUGGAGAGAGACUCGCCAGACUGCCCACCACACAUGGAGAGAGACUCGCCAGACUGCUCACCACACAUGGAGAGAGACUCGCCAGACUGCCCACCACACAUGGAGAGAGACUCACCAGACUGCCCACCACACAUGGAGAGAGACUCGCCAGAUCGCCUAUCAAAUAUAUAG
Ylistrum balloti is the source of this 606-nucleotide messenger RNA. RefSeq names its product BUD13 homolog. The record is from RefSeq and is a predicted model, not a curated record. Bases 1 to 606 code for a protein of 201 amino acids. Lineage: Eukaryota; Metazoa; Mollusca; Bivalvia; Pectinida; Pectinidae. The transcript has a single exon.